Messenger RNA from Myotis brandtii (Brandt's bat), 3813 nucleotides. RefSeq names its product malignant fibrous histiocytoma amplified sequence 1 (gene MFHAS1). NCBI's taxonomy places the organism in Eukaryota, Metazoa, Chordata, Mammalia, Chiroptera, Vespertilionidae. The annotation marks the transcript as partial. The record is from RefSeq and is a predicted model, not a curated record. Gene Ontology annotation, molecular function: protein binding. The transcript is spliced from 3 exons.
CCGGCGGUGGCCGAGUUGGGCCACCACCUCACCGAGCUGGACAUGAGCCACAACCGACUGACGGCCCUGGGCGCGGAGGUGGUGAGCGCCCUGCACGAGCUGCGCAAGCUGAACCUCAGCCACAACCAGCUGCCCGCCCUGCCCGCCCAGCUGGGCUCGCUGGCCCACCUGGAGGAGCUGGAUGUCAGCUUUAACCGGCUGGCGCACCUGCCGGACUCCCUCUCCUGCCUCUGCCGCCUGCGCACCCUCGAUGUGGACCACAAUCAGCUCACCGCUUUUCCUGGGCAGCUGCUGCAGCUGGCUGCCCUGGAGGAGCUGGACGUGUCCAGUAACCGGCUCCGAGGCCUACCUGAGGGUAUCAGUGCCCUGCGUGCCCUUAAAAUCCUCUGGCUGAGUGGGGCCGAGCUUGGCACCCUGCCUGAGGGCUUCUGUGAGCUGGCCAGCCUGGAGAGCCUCAUGCUAGACAACAACAGGCUGCAGGCUCUGCCCGCCCAGUUCAGCCAUCUGCAGAGACUCAAAAUGCUCAACCUCUCCUCCAACCUCUUUGAGGAGUUCCCUGCCGCGCUGCUGCCCCUGGCUGGCCUGGAGGAGCUCUACCUUAGUCGCAACCAGCUCACCUCAGUGCCAUCCCUGAUCUCAGGCCUGGGCCGGCUCCUCACCCUGUGGCUGGACAACAACCGGAUCCGCUACCUGCCGGACUCCAUUGUGGAGCUGACGGGCUUGGAGGAGCUAGUGCUGCAGGGCAACCAGAUCGCUGUGCUGCCGGACAACUUUGGCCAGCUCUCCCGGGUGGGCCUGUGGAAGAUCAAGGACAACCCACUGAUCCAGCCGCCCUACGAGGUCUGUAUGAAGGGGAUCCCCUACAUCGCAGCCUACCAGAAGGAGCUGGCCCACUCCCAGCCGGCAGUUCAGCCCCGCCUCAAGCUGCUCCUGAUGGGCCAUAAGGCUGCAGGGAAGACCUUGCUCCGGCACUGCCUCACUGAGGACAGAGUGGAGGCAAGUGAAGGAGGGGACAAGGAGAAGGGCUACUCACCUCCACCGCCGCCCGCGAGCAAGGGCAUCGAGGUGACCAGUUGGACAGCCGAUGCUUCCCGGGGCCUGCGGUUCAUUGUGUACGACUUAGCCGGAGAUGAAAGUUACGAGGUGAUCCAGCCCUUCUUCCUCUCCCCAGGGGCCCUUUAUGUGCUGGUGGUGAACUUGGCCACCUACGAGCCACGGCGAUUUCCUACCACCGUGGGCUCCUUCUUGCAUCGGGUGGGGGCCCGAGUGCCUCACGCGGUGGUGUGCAUUGUGGGCACGCACGCAGACCUGUGUGGGGAGCGGGAGCUGGAGGAAAAGUGUCUGGACAUCCACCGCCAGAUCGCCCUGCAGGAGAAGCGCGAUGCUGAGGGGCUGAGCCGCCUGGCCCAGGUGGUGGACGAGGCGCUGGCCCGCGACUUCGAGCUGCGCUCAGCCAGCCCCCAUGCCGCGUACUAUGGUGUUUCAGACAAGAACCUUCGGCGGCGCAAGGCCCACUUCCAGUACCUGCUCAACCACCGGCUGCAGAUCCUCUCCCCGGUGCUGCCUGUGAGCUGCAGGGACCCCCGCCAGUUACAGCGCCUUCGGGACAAACUGCUUUCGGUAGCUGAGCACCGGGAAAUCUUCCCCAACUUACACAGAGUCCUGCCCCGGUCCUGGCAGGUACUGGAGGAACUGCAUUUCCAGCCCCCUCAGGCACAGCGGCUUUGGCUGAGCUGGUGGGACUCGGCACGCCUGGGCCUGCAGGCAGGUCUGACCGAGGACCGGCUGCAGAGCGCCCUGUCCUACCUGCACGAGAGCGGCAAGCUGCUCUACUUUGAGGACAGCCCAGCCCUCAAGGAACACGUCUUCCACAACCUCACCCGCCUCAUUGACAUCCUCAAUGUCUUUUUCCAGAGGGAUCCUUCCUUGUUGCUGCAUAAGCUGCUCCUAGGGACCAACGGAGAGGGCGAGGGAGACGGGGAAAGCUCCCUCGUAAUGGCACUGCCACCGCCCAGCCAGGACCUGCUCCCGGCCACCCAGCUCCAUCAUUACGUGGAGGGCUUUCUGCUUCACGGGCUCUUGCCGGCCCAUGUCAUUCGGUUGCUGCUUAAGCCUCACGUCCAGGCCCAGCAGGAUUUGCAACUGCUGCUGGAGCUGCUGGAGAAGAUGGGACUCUGCUACUGCCUCAAUAAACCCAAGGGCAAGCCUCUGAAUGGGUCCACGGCCUGGUACAAGUUCCCCUGCUACGUGCAGAACGAGGUGCCCCAUGCAGAGGCCUGGAUUAACGGGACCAACCUGGCCGGGCAGUCUUUUGUGGCUGAGCAGUUGCAGAUUGAAUAUAGUUUUCCCUUUACCUUCCCACCUGGGUUGUUUGCACGCUACAGCGUCCAGAUCAACAGCCACGUGGUGCAAAGGUCGGACGGGAAACUUCAGAUCUUUGCAUAUCGAGGGAAAGUUCCUGUGGUGGUGAGCUACAGACCCGCCAAGGGGGUCCUGCAGCCAGAUACUCUGUCCAUCGCCAGCCAUGCAUCAUUACCAAACAUAUGGACGGCAUGGCAAGCCAUAACCCCCUUGGUGGAAGAACUGAAUGUCCUACUUCAGGAAUGGCCUGGACUGCACUACACCGUGCACAUUCUCUGUUCUAAGUGCCUUAAGAGAGGGUCGCCCAAUCCACACGCUUUCCCGGGGGAGCUGCUGAGUCAGCCCAGACCGGAAGGAGUGGCCGAGAUCAUUUGCCCCAAGAACGGCAGUGAGCGAGUGAAUGUUGCCUUGGUUUACCCACCUACACCGACUGUGAUCAGCCCCUGUUCCAAGAAGAACGUUGGUGAAAAGCACAGAAACCAGUGACCUUUAUGGCUGUGGAAUUUCCGUGAAGAGACUCACCUGGACCAUGUUUCGUACCUGGUAACCCUCCACACUCCCAGUGUGUCGUGAACUUGAGCGCACGGCUCAGGGUGCUCUCAGAGGAGGGAGCCCGCCUGGCCUGCCGACGAGGUGGGGAGGGGCGGGGGGAGGUCGGGAGAGAGAAUAUGGAGCAAGUGUUUUACAACCUGAACCUCAGAACUGUGAUCCUCCAAGGAGAGCGCUACUUGAAGAAAAGAAAAGACAAAAAAAAAGUCGAAUGGCUUCUCAGGGAUUUUGUUUUCUGUGCACAUAUAAGCCAUAGUUCCAGCGCAGGUGGCAGUAUUUAGAGCACUCAGAUUUCAGUUCUGUUCAAUGUGAACGAGGGCGCGCCUGACCAUUCAUUGCUGUUCCGCAACUAGUGUAAAAUAUGUACAUGUUUAUCUUUAUUUUUAUAAUAUGCAAAGACAUUUAAAUUUAUACAGUUGGAAGCUUCUAGCGUUAGUUAACACUGGGUGCAAUAUUCGCAUGAGAACUGUGCCAAGAUGGGGCUGACUUCUUAUUUUAGCAUAAGACCUUUCUGUUCAUUCUUUACUCUGUAAUCCUUGGCAGAUUAAAAAACAAAAAAGAUACCUGUCUGCCCAUGGGUGAAGGGUUGGCUCGUAGAGGUUGCCAAUAGUCUGCAAGGUGCACGCAGACACUGACUCCUCUCCUUCUGACGAAAGGCCCUGCCUGUGAGCUGCUGGGCAGGGUGCUGGGGUGGUUCCUUUUCGCUGCCACAUGUCACUACUGCCGAGCACAGUGUUCCUCGCUGACUAUUUGUGGUCACUGGUGAUUCACCGAUGGAGGUCUGGGGUUAGGGUUCUUUAGCAGGAGGCCGAAGCGUUAGCGAGUCCAUUGAAAACCUGAGUCUUUUCUUUUAAAAAAAAUUUUUUUUAUUGAUUUCAGAGAGGAAGGGGGAGAGAGAAACAU